AUGGGUGCUCUGAAGUAUAUUGACAGCAACUUCUAUGGGGAUAUGGAAAGUUCUUUUCCAUCACUGAAGGUUCUCGAAAUAGGUAUGGCACCAUGUUUGGAGGAAUGGACAACUGUGAAUGGUAGAGAACAGUUUCCUCUCUUAAGAUCGUUAACUAUCAAAUGUUGUCCCAAGUUGGUUAAGAUGCCAAUGCUUCAAUCUCUAAAAAAGCUAGAAAUUGGAGGAAUUAAUGUUACUUUACUUAAAUCUUUGAUGAUGAAUGCCACUAUUCUUACAUCUCUCUGGAUUAAUGAAGUUGAUGAGUUAACAGAUUUACCGGAUGGACUAUUGCAAAAUCAGAAGCACCUUGACAGCUUGACGAUUGUGUCAAGUACUCUAAAGUCUUUAUCUGAUAUGCUGGAUAAUCUAUCCACCCUUGAACACUUGGAACUUGAAAGUUGCUUACAACUUGAAAGCUUGCCUGCAGGACUACAAAAUAUCAGCUCUUUAAAAACUUUGGAUUUAAGUCAAUGUGACAGCCUUGUAUCCCUUCCAGCAAAUGGAUUGCAAGGCUUAUUGUCUUUGUCUUCAUUGAGGAUUCAAAAUUGUAAGAAAUUAGCCUCUUUAUCUGAGGGGGUGCUAUAUCUGACUUCACUCCGAAACUUGCUUAUCAAUGGAUGUCCAGAGUUAACCUCAUUGCCAGAGAGUAUCCGACAUCUGUCUUCUCUUCGAUCUCUGCGUAUUUGGAGUUGUGUGAGAUUAAUUUCUCUUCCGAAUGAGAUACAACACCUCAACUUGCUUUCGCAAUUGGAGAUUAAGUAUUGCUGUAAUUUAACGUCAUUGCCCCAAGGGGUAUGGAGCCUCACGGCACUGGAAACGCUGGAGAUUGAAGGAUGCCCUCAUCUGAAAAGGCAAUGUAAGAAAGAGAGGAGAGGAUUGACCCAACAUAACCCACAUUCCGUUCAUUGAAGUUAUGUCUAAAGAAGAAUGCUUUGGAACCUGUCUAUCGGCUAUCUCUUAAGUCUUGCAAUUAUCAAAUAACAUUCAAGAAUUAUGAGAAAGGAUUUUAGCAUUGCACUUUUGUGAAUAAGACAUCUGCAAUAUCAUUCAUUCAUCCAUUUCUGUUAAUAAUGUUCCCUACUAUCCAGAGUUCAUUGGACAUUCGCAAAUGGUUUGAUUUGAUGAAUUUAGGAUUUGGUUGUCUAAA
Gossypium arboreum is the source of this 1186-nucleotide messenger RNA. RefSeq names its product putative disease resistance protein RGA4. NCBI's taxonomy places the organism in Eukaryota, Viridiplantae, Streptophyta, Magnoliopsida, Malvales, Malvaceae. Bases 1 to 948 code for a protein of 315 amino acids. The record is from RefSeq and is a predicted model, not a curated record. The transcript has a single exon.